This is a messenger RNA of Panicum virgatum (switchgrass), 1305 nucleotides long. RefSeq names its product regulator of nonsense transcripts 1-like. Bases 52 to 1305 code for a protein of 417 amino acids. The record is from RefSeq and is a predicted model, not a curated record. Lineage: Eukaryota; Viridiplantae; Streptophyta; Magnoliopsida; Poales; Poaceae. The transcript has 3 exons.
AGAUUGAGUGAAAUUGGCCACCACAAGCUGUUACUCGAUGAGCAAUAUAGAAUGCACCCUCACAUCAGCAACUUUCCAAAUAAAACAUUUUAUAGUGGAAUGAUUAAAGAUCGCACUGAGGCUAGUGGAGUGCCCAACAUUUUUAUCGGUCAUAAUUUUGAUCAUUAUUCAUUCAUUAAUGUUAGAGAAGGUACAGAAAAACAAAUUGGUAUGAGUUUAGUAAAUGAGGCUGAAGCUGUUGUUGCAGAGACGAUCGUUGACAGACUUGCUAAAACAUGCACCUAUAAGGAGGAGAAAAUCAGUGUUGGUGUAGUAUCUCUAUAUGCAGCCCAAGUGAAUGAUUUGGAAGAAAGACUUGAUAGAUUUAAGGAACAUGAGUUUCUUUCUGUUAAAGUACAAACCGUUGAUUCAUGUCAAGGUGAUGAGAAGGACAUAAUAAUACUUUCAAUGGUUCGAUGCAAUCAUGGUGGGAACAUAGGCUUUCUCGAUUCUGAUAGGAGAGCUAAUGUGGCCUUGACAAGAGCAAGGAAACACCUUUGGAUCCUUGGACAUGAAACAACUCUCCUGAGAAGUAAUUCAAUAUGGUCUAAGGUAGUCCAAGAUGCAAAGGAACGCAAUUUGCUCUUUCAUGCUCACUUAGACAUGCAUCUUGCUGAAGCCAUUAGUCAUUUCAGAAAGUUUGCUAUAUAUGCACAGAGCACAGGUGACAUCCUGAUAGAGGCCACAAUCAAUGAAGCAGACAGACGAGUAGAUGCAACAAUAGAGGAAGAAAACAUUGGUUCCUUGCCUGGGGAUAUGCAAAGAAAUUCAGAUAUGGGUCAGGACCAAGUUUCCAGUCUAUCUCUACCACAAUGCGACCAAUUUGCAGUUAACAGCCCAGUAGGGACCGCAAUAGAUGAAGCCAACGUUGAAUUCUCACCCAGUCAUGUUCAUUCAAGGAAGAGGCCCUGUCCUUUCUGUAAAGACCAACUUGCCGUACCAGAAGUUGCACAGGCAAUAGAAGCACAGGCAAUAGAAGCUACAGUAGAGGAUAAUGACGUGAUUAUAGAAGAGCUGACCCAACUAGCUGAGGGAUCAAAUGCAAUGAAGGACAAUAAAAGAGCAAAAAAGGCAAACCCCUACGAGCAGGCCAGAUCUGCAAGAGAUGGUCGUUUUUGGUCCACCGAGCAAGAGAAAUUGUACAAUAAUGUUUAUAAACAGAAGGAUUUUGCGGACAACAGAUGGAUCGAUUGGGAAAGCAUGAAGCAGUCCAAAGAGAUGCUUGAUGUUGAGAAAAAUGUAAGAACAUUAAUCUUCGUAAACUGA